GCGGCGGCGCGCUGGUAGCCCUGCCGGGUCUCUUGCCCGUCGAGCCAUGAGCGGCCUGGAGGAAGAUCCCGAGUUUGACUUCGAUUUCCUUUUCGAGUUUAACCAGAGCAGCGAGGCUGCCGGCGGCAAAGAACAUUAUAACUAUGCAUCUUCAAAUAUAAAUUCAACUUUGCCUCUAAAUGUGGCACAUUCUUCACUGCCAACUCCAUGUCACGGGCUUCAAACGUCUAUUCCAGUCAUUCCAAAUGUCUCAUCAGCUAAUCAUCUUUCAGGUUAUGGAGGGCAUGCUGACAAUAGCACUGCUGGAUAUUAUUUGCCUCCAAGUGUCAGACCUAAUGGAGUGCCAGCAUUAGAAAGUCCUAGAAUUGAAAUAACCACCUACUUGGGACUUCAUCAAAACAACAACCAGUUCUUCCAUGAAGCUGAGGUUGAUGAAUCCACCCAAAACACCAAGAGAUCGCCUUCUACUGCUACUUUGAAUUUACCAAAUAUUGAGGCUUACAGGGACCCAUCUUGUCUGAGCCCAGCCAGUAGCCUGUCUUCCAGAAGUUGCAAUUCAGAAGCGUCCUCCUAUGAAUCAAAUUAUUCCUAUCCUUAUACUUCACCCCAGACAUCUCCUUGGCAAUCGCCAUGCGUAUCACCCAAGACCAAUGAAACUGAGGAGAGGUAUCAGCGAAGUUUAGUUCCCUGCACGCUCCUUAAUUCACCCCGACAUUCUCCUUCCACAUCUCCCAGAACAAGUAUUACUGAAGAAAACUGGCUGAGCUCUCGCAACUCCAGACCAUCCUCUCCCUGUAAUAAGAGAAAAUACAGUUUGAAUGGCAGACAGACAUCCUACUCUCCACAUCACUCCCCAACCCCUUCUCCCCAGAAUUCUCCAAGGGUUAGUGUGACUGAUGAGACAUGGUUGGGAAACACUAACCAAUAUACCAGUUCAGCCAUUGUCGCCGCAAUUAAUGCCCUCACUACUGACAGCACAAUAGAUAUGAAUGAUGGAAUUCCUAUCAAGUCUAGGAAAACUGCAGUAGAUCAUACUCCCUCCAUGGCACUCAAGACUGAACCUAGUGGAGAUGAUCAGGGGACCAUAUCACCGAUUACUGAUUUAUCACCAGAAGAGUUUCCUGGGUUCCAGCACAUCAGGAAAGGAAGUUUCUGUGAUCAGUAUCUUUCAGUUCCCCAGUAUCCCUAUCAGUGGGCCAAAUCAAAGCCUUUGUCGCCAACAUCAUACAUGAGCCCAUCUCUGCCUGCCUUGGAUUGGCAGUUGCCAUCUCACUCAGGACCUUAUGAACUUCGGAUUGAAGUGCAGCCGAAGUCCCAUCACCGAGCCCAUUAUGAGACGGAAGGCAGUCGAGGAGCUGUCAAGGCGUCUGCUGGGGGACAUCCAGUGGUGCAGGCUCUUAUUCUUAAUACGGCACCUUCAACCGCAUGUUCACAACACUCUCCUGUACACAGAAAGGAAGGGAGAGCAAGUAUUAUGGGUAGCAAAAGUACUGAAAUCUCCAGAUUUGUGGAGCCACAAAAGUGUUCUUCUCAUGCCAAUAGCUCUAGGUCUUGA
Thamnophis sirtalis is the source of this 1555-nucleotide messenger RNA. NCBI's taxonomy places the organism in Eukaryota, Metazoa, Chordata, Lepidosauria, Squamata, Natricidae. The record is from RefSeq and is a predicted model, not a curated record.